GAGGGUGAAAACGAGGAAAGUGGAAAGGUUCUCGUACACAAACGUAUCUGCGAAGCGAUGUAAAAUGCUAUAAAUAAUAAAUGUAGAUUAGCAGUGCCAUUAAAGCCUGCCUGAUAUAGCCUUCCUGCUUGGAGAAGAAGGGGAAGAGAGCAGAAUGGAGUCAUCGAGCGGGAUUAUGAAGCAGAGCUUGUUUGUGAUGAGGCAUGGAGAAAGAAUGGACAACCACGAUCCGCAGUGGGCUGAAUCAGCGCCAAGGCCGUGGGAUCCUCCUCUCACGGACGAGGGGAAACUGCAGGCGUGGAGGACGGGGCAAAAGCUCAGAAGGGAAGGAGGAAAUAUAACCAGGGUUUUCUGCUCCCCUUUCUUGCGCUGCGUUCAGACUGCGGCCGAGGUCGUUACAGCUCUCUGCGUCACAGAUGAUCACGCUAACGCUCCUUCCAGUAAAGAUGUUGUUAUCGAUCCUUCUAAGGUUAAGGUAUCAAUAGAAAUUGGUUUAUGUGAAGUGAUGAAUCCUAUUGCAAUUAGAACCCCUCGAAUCCCACCUUCUCCACCAAAUAUAAUCACGAUACUUGACCAUUCUGAGCUGGAAGUUAUACUACCGGCUGGAACAGUGGAUCAUUCUGUAGAGCCUAUAUGGACAGAGUUACCAACGUGGCCAGAGACAACUGAAGGUGCACACAAUAGAUAUUCAAAUACGUUUCAAGAACUGGCAGACAAGUUUCCACAGGAGAAUGUGCUCUGUGUUACUCAUGGUGAAGGUGUUGGAGUGUCUGUUUCUGCUCUUAAAGAGGAUACACAUGUAUAUGCAGUAGAUUAUUGUGCUUAUUCACAUGCCCAAAGAACCAUCUUCAGCUGUUCAACAGAUGGACUCGAUGCAGGAAAAUUUGAAGUGUUGACAGAGUCAGGCCAAUCAGGUAUCAUGUAUAAUUUAUAUGCUUCGAGAUUCCAGAGGCUGUAACUGGAUAUCUUGAUUGCCUGGUUGCAGAUGCCUGCUUACCAGACAGAAUAAGCUGCAAAACUUGUGUUUUGUAGUUUAGUUAGCUCCCUCUUAAGCAAGGAGGGACGUACAGAGCUUAAUUGAUACCUGCCUUCAUUAGGCUUCCUUAUUCUUAUGAUGCAAAAAGUGAUCCAUGGUCUGAACUAGAGAGGCUUAUCAAUAAUGGUGGCAAUUUAUUGAAUACGAAACUUCAUUUGCAUGUGACAAAUUGUCUUGCAAACAAGAAUUAUAGCCCACCAUUAUUUUACAAACAGGCUUUAUUUUGAUACAAUUUUCAAGCUUAAGCGAUUGCCAUUUUGGUCUCCAUUAGAACA
Molecule: messenger RNA, 1311 nt
Organism: Cryptomeria japonica (Japanese cedar)
Lineage: Eukaryota; Viridiplantae; Streptophyta; Pinopsida; Cupressales; Cupressaceae
Exons: 4
Coding region: 155-958 (267 amino acids)
Molecular function (GO): catalytic activity
Source: RefSeq, a predicted model, not a curated record